GUCAAGGUGUUUACACUGGCAUGACAGGUCUAUGCAUUGUAGCUUCGACAAUGAUCUCAGCUUUGAAGCGAUGUGCGGCGUACUUGGUGUUCUUGCUGGCGACGACCCUCUCCGGACCACGGUCGGAUCAGCUGCCAAAACUUGAGACCCUCAUCGCAACUCUCGGGCGGCGUAUGAGCUACCUGGUCUUCCUGCUGGUGGUGAUUACCUUGCUUGCCGUGGCCGAAUUUGAUGAGUCAUGGAUAGAUCUAAAGACAUCAUUCUUAGGAUUGGCUUGUGGACUGGGCCUCUGCUUCUUUCACGUGCCAAAUUCAGGGAUACAGGGUGGCGCAUCCAUGUUUGUGAAGGUGGUUCUCUGUGCUGUUGUGUGGCUGGUGAGUGCUUACACAGCGGCCUACCCCUGGCUUUUGUGGCCCGGGAUUGACCCCUCCGUAGCAACAGGUAUGUUUGAUCGGCGUUGGCUCAAUUUGGUUGUGAUGGUCAUUUUCAUGGUGCUCAUCGCUUGUUGCCAGUUCAAGCGGCACCCACCCUCCGCUCUUGCAUACGAUGCCAAGUGGUGUGUCUUUGGGAGCUGGCUGGAAUUGCUGGCCAUUAUAUUGUAUGAAGUAGCCAAAGCCAAUGAACGUCUGGCACAUGACAGCAACCACCUGAUGGAUUUCUUUCUUUGCAUGGCCUACAGCAUUGAAUCGGUCGUUUUGGCCUGGACCUUAGGUGCCUUCCGGUGCCACAUCAGCUCCUUGCAAUUGUCCAAAAAUGAGCUGCCCUGUGGGUGGAUCUACAUCAUGUCCCUAGCCCUUAUUGCCCAGGUUUUGGUCAAUGUGAUACAGAGGUACUUUGAUACUACUUCCUUCUCAUUGCUCCUGAGUAUACUGCUCUUGGCGGUCUUCCUAGUGAUUCUUGCAACCUAUACUGCGAAGUUUUGCUUGGUCUUGAGCCGGGGCUUGCACGUCCUGCUGGUGGAAGCGAGCCGAGUCGAGGGCUCGGCCCGUCGGAACAUGAUCUGGGCUGCUAAAGUGUUGCGGCUAGAGCUGACGGUUGUCUUUCUCUUUGGUGUUACUGUCUUCGUCGCCUGGUCCUGCAUCUUUGCCAUUCGAGUCUUGAAGCUAGCUUCUGAAGAGGACUACGGGACACUGAGAGGAAGGCUUUGGAACUAUGCGAGCUUACUCCGUCGCUUUGCAUGGGCCUUUUCUUCAACUUGCCUCACUGGCAUCCUUUGGCAAGGAAGGGAACCAUCUGAGGAUGAGAGUGGCACAGAAACCCGGCGCCACGCAAGCUCCGCGACGCGGCUCUCAGACGAUAUGGGUGAGGAGGACCGGGAGAUCUUCAAGGCGACCGUGGAAGACUUGGCGGGUCGUGGACUAACGCUUCGUUCUCUCACUGGCUUUUGGGGUGAUUUGUUGGAUCUGGAGAUUAUGCCUCACUUCGAUCCACGCCUUUCAAGUACAAAUGACGUGGUACGGCAGGCCAUCAUCCCAAUGUCUCGGCAGGGCAGUGGUGGCAAGGCUUUGGCCUGUCUUUGGGAGGAUCAGCCGCUGUUCCCAACCACCAUGGUCACGCACAACUGGUCCAAUGUCUUUGGACAUUUGGUGGCUGCGGUCCUGGCUGACGCCUUAGGAAAAGACACUUAUGCCGGUGUGGCUGCCCAGCUGACGAGCAAGAAGGGCCUUGAACAGCUGAAGCUGCACCUGGAUGCAGAGGGUAAGUUAGACUCCACUUGCUGGAUUUGUGCCUUCUCCGUGAAUCAACACGCCAGCAUUUGUGGUGGCUUUGGUCCCGAACCCGACCGAGUCAGGGAGCCCGAGAGAUGGAAGUGCUGGGACCGAACUCGCCGGGACUCUGUCACCGACCGGGCCUUUCUGGUAUGUUCUUGCCAGGUGCCGAAGGCCUUCGACCAGAGCGACGCCAGCUGCGAAAUCAACAAGUUUGAUGACAUGAUGCACUUCCUACAACAGCAGGACAUUGGCUUCGGCCAGCUGGUGGUAGUGGAUGAGCACUUCGGGGUACUUCAUCGUGCGUGGUGCAUUGCGGAGAUCGUGGAGGGGAAUACCAUCGCUGGAGAGGAUGGCAACUUCCGCAUGCGAGCCACGGUGUACUCCCAGAAUUCGGUGUUUCUGAACUACGACAGUCUGGCGGUGCUGGACGUGCGGGAAUGCUGCGCCACCUUGGAGAAAGACCGGGAGUUCAUCCUCUCCAAGAUUGAAGGACAGGAAGCAGAAUUCAACAUGAAGCUGCAAAACUUCAUCUUCGGCUCCAAGGGUUUGUUCAGAACCUGGGUGGACAGUCGGGAGCGCGGUCGCCGGGUGGCGUUCAUCUGGCGGAAAGCGGCGGCCUUGGCAUCCGAGAAUCUUCAUCCAUCCUGUGCAGAGCGGGUGGUCGAGUUCUUCUUGUUUCGGCCACCGAUCUGGUGUCGCUGGGACACAAUAGAACCGGACUUGAGAGAUGGAGCCGAGAUGAGCCGAGUCUAGAGCCCGCGUGAAGGGGAGGAAUGGUGUUUAGAGACCAGCUGAUGGCCACAUGAAAUUGUGCAUUUUUGGAUUUUUGCAACCUAUAGCUUCUUACAGUUCUGAAGUGAGAAUGGUUGCUGUAUAGACUUAAUCUCCGCAACGCUCCGGUGUUCGGUGUGCACACCAGGUGAGGCGUCUGCCAGGCUACAAGCAUAGCAUUCAAGUGAUUGGCAAAAGGCCAACAUCCAUCAGAACCUUUAGACCCCAAAAA
Durusdinium trenchii is the source of this 2715-nucleotide messenger RNA. The record is from the annotation of a GenBank genome assembly. Lineage: Eukaryota; Dinophyceae; Suessiales; Symbiodiniaceae.